AGGAGCUUCAUAUCGUAGCUGAAGGAAUCAAAGGUCAAAACUUUUUGUUGUAUCUUUACGGAAUCGUUUUUCUGUGAGUACCCAAUUCAGAGUAUUUUGUGUCAGAAAUGACGAUGAAUUCAAGUCGCCAUUUUUGCCCGACAACGACGACGACUACUUCGGCGAAGUUUUUAGAUUCGUUGGGAAGUUCCUUCUGCAAGUUCCAUGGGAAAAGUUCAUCAAUUUCACUCAGGUCCUAUAAAUUCGGUUUCUCUCCUAUGAAAAAGGUUAAACGAUUAUCUUGUGAAGGUGGUAGUAGUAGUAGCAGUAGGAAUGAGAAUUGGAAUAGAAACCAGAGGCAGAAUCAAUUUAGACCUUCAAAGGUAGUGUUAAAUCGUCGAAAAGAAGAGAGGUAUUCGGAUUCAGGGGUUAUUAGUGGUGAGAACAGUAGUCAAAUUAGUGAUAUUGGUGGUGGUGGAAGUACAAUGGAGAAGAUUGUUGAGAAGUUGAAAAAGUAUGGAUUUGUGGAUGAUGAUCAGUUUCAGGAUAAGGAAGUUGAACAAGAGAGAAGGAUUGAGGAAAGGGCGGUGGAGGAUCGAUUCUAUGUUAAAGAAGGAAGAGGUGGAUUCUCGGAGGAAUCACCAUUUGGUGUGUUUGGAGGGAAUGAUGAAGUUAAGUUUCCUUGGGAGAAGGUGAGUUCUAUGGAGAAGAAGGAGUUAGUAAAUGGAGAGUGGACAGCGAAGAAGGAGAGUAGAUACUCGUUGGCAGAGAGGACUCUUUCGGAAUCUGAGCUGAAUCGGUUGAGGAAUGUGAUGUUUCGAACAAAGAGUAAGAUGAGAGUUACGGGUGCAGGUGUUACUCAGGCUGUGGUAGAUGCAAUUCAGGAGAAGUGGAAGAGCUCAGAGAUUGUGAGACUUAAGAUUGAAGGAGCAAGUGCGCUCAACAUGAGAAGGAUGCAUGAGAUAUUAGAGAGAAAAACUGGUGGUUUGGUGAUUUGGAGGUCAGGGACUUCCAUCGCCUUGUACAAUUACAAAGGUGUCAGCAACAGGAAUGGAUCAGGGCACAUGAACAAGCAAAUAUACCGAAGAGCAGAGACAUUGCCAUCUUCCUUACCUACAAGUACAAGUACAGUGGAUCAAAGUGUUCAACUAGUGCAUCUUCCUCAGCUAGAGAAGGAGCCAACGGUUGUGGGAAAUAAAGACAGGACAUCUCCACAAGAAGUAGAAUAUGAAGAUGAAAUAAAUGAACUGUUAGAGGGUCUUGGUCCUCGGUACACGGACUGGCAGGGAGGUUAUCCGUUACCUGUUGAUGCUGAUUUGCUUCCAGGGAUCGUUCCUGGUUACGAACCCCCUUUUAGGGUACUUCCUUAUGGAGUGAGAUCAACUCUGGGAACAAAGGAGGCAACCUCUUUAAGAAGAAUUGCCACAGUUCUUCCUCCACACUUUGCUUUAGGUCGAAGUAGACAGCUACAAGGGUUGGCAACAGCCAUGGUUAAGUUAUGGCAAAAGAGUUUGAUUGCCAAGGUUGCCCUUAAACGUGGUGUACAACUGACUACCAGUGAGAGAAUGGCUGAGGACAUCAAGAGAUUGACGGGAGGUAUGCUUCUCUCGAGGAACAAGGACUUCUUGGUUUUCUACAGAGGGAAGAGUUUUUUGUCACCAGAAGUAGCUGAAGCAUUAAUGGAGAAGGAGAGGCUUGUAAGGACUUUGCAAGACGAAGAGGAGCAAGCACGUCUAAGAGCAUCAUCGGCUCUGGUUGUCCCAAGUAUAAAAGCUAAUCAAAACCUUGCAAGAACUUCGCAAGACGAAGAGGAACAGGCACGUCCAUCGGCUCUUGUUGUCCCAAGUACUAAAGCUAAUCAAAAUCUUGUUUCUGCUGGUACUCUUGGAGAAACUCUUGAUGCAACUGGUAAGUGGGGAAAGAAUCUGGAUAACGAUGAUCAUGUGGAGGAAAUGAAACAAGAGGUUGAGAAAGUGAGAUCUGCAAAACUUGUCAGGAAGUUGGAAAGGAAACUUGCUUUUGCUGAGAAGAAGCUGCUGAAAGCUGAACGGGCUUUAGCUAAGGUGGAGGAAUCUCUGAAGCCAGCAGAGCAGAGAACAGACCUUGAGGGCAUAACUGAGGAAGAGAGAUUUAUGUUCCAAAAGCUCGGAUUGAAGAUGAAAGCUUUCUUACUUCUUGGUCGAAGGGGGGUAUUUGAUGGUACUGUAGAGAACAUGCACUUGCACUGGAAAUAUCGGGAGCUGAUCAAGAUUCUUGUAAAGGCUAAAAGUUUAGAGGGUGCGAAGAAAGUGGCAAUGGCCCUUGAAGCCGAGAGUGGAGGUAUCCUGGUUUCUGUUGACAAAAUUUCCAAAGGCUAUGCCGUAAUCGUGUAUAGAGGAAAAGACUAUAAGCGUCCUACCACGUUGAGGCCUAAAAACCUCUUGACAAAGAGGAAAGCUUUGGCACGUUCUCUUGAGCUCCAAAAACGCGAGGCUCUUAUUAAACACAUUGAAGCGGUACAGACUAGAUCAGAGCAGCUGAGAGCUGAAAUUGAACAAGUGGAACUUGUAAAAGACAAGGGAGAUGAAGCGUUAUACGACAAGCUUGACAUGGCUUAUUCUUCUGAUGAGGAGAUUGAAGAAACAGAUGGAGAGGAAGAUGACAUGUAUUUAGAUACAUACGAAGACGAGGGAGAAGAUGGUGAAGAAGGUGAGAUUCAGGCCAAGGGUUCACUAUCUGAAACAGAUGUUGGAUUUGGUUCUGAUGAUGAACUCUGGGAUUCAGACGAAUCAGACAGAGAGUUUGGCGAUGAUUCUGCAUCCUCCAUAACACCAGAAACAACCUUUGUAGAUCUGCAGAACGAGGAACUUCAUGUGCAACCAUAGUGGUAAUAAAGAACGGCUGGUGUGCACUGUGCAGUGAAUUGAUGCAGGGGAUAAGUUUUGACAUCUUGUUCUUGGUUGAUCAAUGCAAUGGGAGAUACUAAGUGUACCACAUGCAAAGAUUUUAAGCUUUUAGAAGCUAUGUAGAUUCAUAUAGUUUAUAAAAUACAUAUCUCACU
Molecule: messenger RNA, 3019 nt
Organism: Arabidopsis arenosa
Lineage: Eukaryota; Viridiplantae; Streptophyta; Magnoliopsida; Brassicales; Brassicaceae
Source: the annotation of a GenBank genome assembly